Molecule: messenger RNA, 1839 nt
Organism: Anguilla anguilla (European eel)
Lineage: Eukaryota; Metazoa; Chordata; Actinopteri; Anguilliformes; Anguillidae
Gene: nphs2
Product: NPHS2 stomatin family member, podocin
Exons: 9
Coding region: 281-1489 (402 amino acids)
Cellular component (GO): plasma membrane
Source: RefSeq, a predicted model, not a curated record
UGGAGGACGCGGUUAGGCAGUGUGCUAGUUUGUUUUUUCCCUCAAGUAUAAAAAUGCAACCUGUGUCGAUAGUACGAGUCGUGUUUUAUGGGAGCCACACAAACAGCCUCAGAACAAGAGAAACGAUCAGACCAUCACUCAGUUAGAGGAUCAGUUAGCAGUGUACCUGCACAAGGAACCAACUGUUCAACAGAAAACCGACCAGCAGGCUAACCCUUCGAUUGUUGGCUCUAUAUAAGAGUAGGGUUGAGUCCCAGACCCAGGGCUGUGUUUCCGUGGGAUGGUUCUUGCUGUUGAGAGCUUUGUCAGCAUGGACAGAAAAUCCAGCACAGCCUCCCCUCGCCGCUCACCGAGGGAAGGAAGAGAGCUCAAGAGGGACAAGUCACAUGCCUCCGGAGGGCGACAUCACAAAACCAGCAAGGCAGAGAAGCUACCACAGAAAGUGCGGAAGAAUGGGGAGCCAAAUGAAGAGCCAGAGGCUUCAGCCAAGACAGAGGAACUGCAGGAGGGUUCAGACAAACCUCACUCCACUGUUGUCAACGUGGACAGUGUGAGGGACACCAAAGGACAAGAGGAGACCGAGGAGUCCCUGGGACUCCUGGAGAGGGAGUGGCAAGAGGAAGGUGUGAAGAGCAGGAGACCUGGCGUGUGUGAGUGGCUUCUCACAGGUUUGGCCAUUCUUGUCGUUAUACUCUCCUUUCCCCUCUCCAUCUGGCUGUGCUUGAAGAUAGUGAAGGAGCAUGAGAGAGCAGUGAUCCUUAGACUGGGGCAUCUUCUGCCAGGGAAGCCCAGAGGACCAGGACUCCUCUUCUACCUCCCCUUACUGGAUGUUUGCCAGAACGUGGACAUCCGACUGAAAAUGCUCAAGGUCCCCUCUCACACGGUGGUGACGAAGGACCUGGUGAGCACGGAGCUGAGUGCGGUGUGUUACUACCGCAUCGAGAACGUGUCUCUGUGCUUCACCUCCCUGUCGGGGGUCUCCGCCGUGCUGCAGGGGCUGGUCCAGGCCUCCGACAGGGAGGUCCUCGCCCGCCACACCUUCACCCAGAUCCUGCUGGAAAGGAAGAAAAUCGCCCAAGAGAUCCAGGUGGCGCUAGAUGCUGUGACCUGCCAGUGGGGAAUCAAGGUAGAGAGAGCAGAAAUAGAGGACCUGUGCGUCCCGGCUGAGCUCCAGCACAGCGUCGCCGCCGAGGCGCAGGCCAAGAGGCUCGCCCAGAUCAAAGUGAUUGCUGCAGAAGGGGAAAAGGCUGCUUGUGAGGCUCUGAAAGCCUCCAUGGACUCUCUGUCUGGCUCCCCGGCUGCAGUUCAGCUGCGCAUCCUGCAGCUGAUGCACACUCUGCGCACGGAGCAUCCAGCGCUUGUCCUCACUCUGCCCUCCGACCUCCUGACCCUGCCUGCCGACCUCUCUGCCCCCCCCAGCCCAGCCAAUCAUAGCCUCCCGGCAGACUCAAUCACAAAUGAUUCCCACAGAGACUCGCCCAUGAUGUAGACAGUAACCCUGUUACUCUCAUAUUAAGCUCUCCAGACUAUGAAGGGGAAAUGAGAAAAUAACUACUAAAAGCAAAGAUGUCCACUCCUUGUCCUGGAAAUCAAGAGCUCUGAAGAUUUAAGAAAUGGCAUUAAAAGCCUCCUGGUGAUAGACACUGUAAAUUACAGGUGAUUCAGGUUUGAUGACUCUGGUUAAGUUGUUAACAGCCAAUCUGGAAUGAAGGCCUGAUGAUUUUCAAUGAGCGCCACUUGAGUAAAAAUUUAAAUUUAAAUCUUAUCAGCUCAAAAAUAAAUUCAGACAGGAGAACAUCACACUGGAACAACCUACAAACAAUCUGAGACAAAAACUAA